This is a messenger RNA of Letharia columbiana, 3480 nucleotides long. RefSeq lists its product as uncharacterized. The transcript has 4 exons. NCBI's taxonomy places the organism in Eukaryota, Fungi, Ascomycota, Lecanoromycetes, Lecanorales, Parmeliaceae. Gene Ontology annotation, molecular function: nucleotidyltransferase activity. Gene Ontology annotation, biological process: RNA 3'-end processing. The record is from RefSeq and is a predicted model, not a curated record. The coding region runs from base 1 to 3480 and encodes 1159 amino acids.
AUGCCGAAGAAAGAGGAUCUGAGCGACUUCCGGCUAGCCUCCAUGCCACGCCCACACCUGACGGCCCACCACUCAAGCUCACUACCAUCGACACCCUCCCAGCAUGCGCGAAAACUCUCCUUCGGUGCUCGCUCACCAUCUCCUACCAAAAUAGCGAAAGAGAUAUCUCCUAAAUCAACACACUCCGAAGAUGACAAUGGGGUGCGGUCGCAGAACAAGCCCCCCUCAAUUGCGGGGUGCAGAUAUGAGACUGGCAUGGCAUUUUCGAGGAGGCGGAUACCUUAUUCAAUAGGUGGAGAUCAAUUAGAAAGAGCAAAGACGAUGCCAAAGAAAUUUUUGAAUCCUGCCGACGAGGGAAAGCUGAGUGGAGAUAUGAGAGAGCUAUAUGACCGGAUACUUCCGACAAGAGAGAGCGACGAGAGGAGAGCAAGAUUUGUGCGGAAGCUAGAACGUAUAUUGAAUCAGCAAUGGCCGGGCAACGACAUCACGGUGCACGUCUUUGGGUCUUCUGGAAAUAUGCUGUGUACCAACGACUCAGACGUGGACAUAUGCAUUACGACACCUUUGAAAAUCUUGGAACGAGUGUGCUUGCUAGCCAACGCACUUGCAGACCAUGGGAUGGAACGAGUUGUCUGCGUGCCACAUGCGAAAGUGCCUAUAGUAAAGUUCUGGGAUCCCGAAUUGCAACUUGCUUGCGAUAUGAACGUCAACAACACCCUGGCUUUGGAGAAUACACGGAUGAUCAAGACCUACGUGGAGAUUGAUGAGCGUGUGCGGCCUCUCGCCAUGAUUGUCAAGCAGUGGACAAAACGCCGAAUACUCAACGAUGCUGCCCUAGGUGGUACCCUCAGCUCUUAUACCUGGAUAUGUCUAAUCUUAAACUUCCUACAAACACGGAAUCCUCCCGUCCUACCUUCCCUCCACAAAAGACCCCACGAACUCCAAGCAGGUUCUGAUAGCAGAUGUGCUGGGUUCAACGACGACCUUGAGCGGUUUCGUGGCUUUGGCAAGCUAAAUAACGAAACGCUUGGAGAACUUCUUUUCAGCUUCUUCAGAUGCUACGCUUACGAUCUGGAUUAUGAGAAAUGGGUCGUCUCUGUUCGGGAAGGGCGAUUGAUCUCAAAAGAAGGUAAGAAGUGGCACUUAAUGCAGAAUAACCGCCUCUGCGUCGAAGAGCCAUUCAAUACCGAUAGGAAUCUUGGCAACACAGCAGAUGAUAUUUCUUUUCGAGGUAUUCAUCUGGAACUAAGGCGGGCUUUCGACCUAGUCAAGGAGGCACAGCUUGCCGAUUGUCUUGAGCAGUACGAGUUUCCAGCCGCGGAAGAGAGAACAUGGGAGAAGCCCGCGCCGAAGCCGCCACCUGUGUUGUCUCGGAGCAGGAGUCAAUCGCAGUCAUCUACGAGGGGCAAUAGGGGAGGUCAUGGUAUUCGAGGAGGGGGCCGCCAUGGUCAGCACCACCGUUCGGGGCAGGGAGCCAGGAGAGCAUCCAGCGCCGCCGCCAUGAACAAGUAUGUGGCUCCUCAAAGUGGGCUACAAGGGAUCAGGGGUCGCGACUACUCAUCUCGGGAGCACCCUCUACAAGCCCAGUACGACCAGCUUCGCCUCCAUGACAGACUCUUCAACGAGUUUCAGCUCCUACAACAACAGGAACAUGAGUUACGGCUUAUACAAGCUCAGAGAGAGCUUGAGGCUCAAAUGGCCCAAGCUACCCACGCAUCCAGGAAUGGCUCGUUAAUCCCACAUCAAGGAGCACCAGGACAGCCCCCUCCCAUGCCUAAAAACCAUCAGAUUCCCCUCACGGCUCCCAUACGAAGCGGGCAAUACUUCUACCCAUUCGCAUAUCCACAGGUACAAGGUACAUCGCAGCCAAACGUACAUACGCAACCUUCAUCUCCUUCGAUGAAGCCUGCACAACCGGACCUGAGACGCAGCCUACACCGUUCUUCGGCUGCGGAAAUUGCGCAUGCUGCAAACCAUCGAUCUCAUUCGCAGCCGGCUAGACCGAUUCCCGUGAACGUGGCUGCACAGAGCGCACCUCCACUUCCUCUCAAUAGUGCUGCGUUCUUGCAAUACCAGCAAUUCCGCCAGCAACAGUUAUACAAUCAAAUUGAGCAAGGCCGAUACAGACAUGUUGAGGUGCCCAUGUAUCAGGAUCCAAGGCGGUUACCAAUGGAUCAACCCUUGGAAGAGGAUGUGCCGAAGGAAUAUGUGGGGUACUGGGUGAACGACUCGCCGCCGCCCCGACUCUACAGAGAUGACCCACGAUUUCCAGCAUAUCAAGAUUUACAUCCUCGUGUUAGAGGUGUACCUCAAAACUUCAGCAGGCUGAGGGAUACCUCGAGGUCUCCAUCUCCGUCACCUGCGCUCCCAUUCCGCGAUCGCGCUUACAGUGUUCGAUCUGCAUCGUCUGCUCCCUCUGGACCCUUGCAGCCACGUAUGGAUAGGGUCCAAAUUGCCGCGCCAGGCUCGCGUGCUUCCGGUCCGCUAAUAAUAAACGGCUCUGAUGAGUGGAACAUGUCCGAUUAUCCAAUGAUCCCAGAGGCUUCAUCCCAUACUACGACGAUAAGUGAAGCAACGUCGGGUUCUGACGACCGCUUGUAUGAGACUCCCGCCACUACUGAAAUGGAUACGCCAAACCACCAUCAUGGUGUUGAUGAUGGAUUUGUACAGGACGACCCCAAUCAGUAUUUUCAUGCGCGCAUGACGGCUGAACCUUCCAGCACAUUGGCCAAAGGUCGAGGUGGCAAAAUAGAUUCGAUCAUGCGGCGUGCCAACCCUCCAUUGAACGAUAUCACUACCUCUUCGAAUACAAAUAACCGGACAGAGAAACUGAACAGAUCUGCCGGUGGCCUAGGCAUACAAUUUGGAGAACAUGAGAUUAAUCGUCCGUCUGUGAAGGCUGAAAUGCCAAUCUCGCCUGGGGCAGCGCGCGAUCCUGCUGCAGCCUCAAAGCCAGACGUGAUACCCAACGUACAGCCAGACUUGAAAACAGACCACUUCAUUGGUCGAACUGAGAAGCUACCAAUGCCUAUCCCUGUUCCACUGCUAUCACCUGUCCGUGAAGUACGAACCCCAUCCCCAUCAGCAGCAUGGCGAAGACAGAUUGGAGAAGCAGAAUUACGACGCAGUAACGGGCGCUUCGCUGGCAAGCUAGAUCUCCGCAUACCCACUUAUGCAGACCUCGUGCGUGCGAAACAGGAAAAGCAGAGCCUGAAUGGGACAUUGGGGCAGAAGCCCAACGGGACCUCGUCUUCGCAACUUGCAGAGAGCGCCAAGUCGAUUCGGUCGCCUCUGAGCCCGAGGACGAAAGAGACACCGCAGCAUACGCUGGAAAACGCCAAGGCGCAACCGCAAGUCAACGGAUGGCAGCAGUCGGGCAAGAAGGGCAAGAAGAACAAGUCAAGGCCUAGCUCGGGCCAGAUACAGAUACUACCCGGUGAGGUGAUGCCAGCCAACGAAGCUGAGCGAAAAGGUGGUUGA